AAAGCUAGAUCACACUUUGGACAAACUCCACCUCAUAAUUUGGAACCACAAGCAUAACCCGUGCAAGGGAAUUCCACCCCACAUGUUACUGGCCUCAAAGAUUUGAACUGAAGGGGAGCUGCACACAGUCUCAACAGAGCUGCAGCAGAACUUAAAAACCCAAGAGUACUAAAGUAAUAUCCAGUUUUGCUCGUAAGUAAUCAGCAGGGAUGUUGUUACUGGGGAGUUUAAAAGCAAUGAAGAGGAAGCAGCUUUUCUGGACAGUGUUCUACGUUCUGAGCUUAAUGGACAAUAAAGUUUCUGGUGAAAAGAACCACAGCUCAGCAGCCACUACGUCACCUUCAGUGAUGAAUGCUACUACCACCAGUGUAACACCAGCAAUGACAACUGUCACUCUCGCAGAAACGAUGGUCUCCUUGGAGCCUAAAAAUAUGUCACCAACACCAGAAGGAAAAGCAAGUACUACUGAAAUGAGCAAAGUGACUGAAGACGUCAGCCCUGUAACUUACACAGGACCCACCCAAACACACACGGAUGUGUCAGACCAGUCAGUGUUAGUGAAAACAUCUCCCGAUUUGCAGAUGAACACAUCACAUGCACUUUUCAGCACGACAGCACAAGCCACAACUUUGGAAAUGGUUUCAACAGCCACUACUACUGUCCUCACAGAGCAAACUUCCCACCCAGCUAUCACAGGACCCCUGCCUAGUAGCUCCAUGGAGCCCUACUACAACUUUACUUGCAAGAAUAUUAAACAUGUGAAGAAUCCCAGAGUGAUCUGCUUGCAUCUCAGUGAGCCCGACACAUGUAAUAAUUUUCUAAAGACAAAGGGAGCAAAUUUAAGUAUGGUGAUUUGUGACACAACCCCAUCCUACAAUCGCUUCUCUUCUCCCCGAUGCGCCAUUGAAUUCGCCAAAUCUGAGGUGGAUCCCUCCUGCAUUCUGCUCAUUCAGGCUGGCAUUAAAGAUGCAGAUGCAAUAGAAAAGGUCCUCCAAGAUCGGAACUCUGAUCUAAUUAAGAUUGGAAUAAAAUCCCAUAAACUGGAGAGUAUUGGACGCCACCAGAACAUUCCCCGGAACACGCUGAUUGCCUUGGUCACAUCUGGUCUCUUGCUGGCGUUUCUGAGUUUGGCUGGAUACUUCCUUAUGAAACGACGGAGUUGGAGCCCCAGGGGAGAGAGGCUGGAUGAAGAUCUCUAUUACACUGAAAACGGUAGCCAGGGAAAUGCAGGGAUCACCGUGGCCUCCCAAGAGCAGUCCGAGCGGCAGGAGAAGCCAAAUCUCAACAGAGGGGCUCAGAAGAAUGGGACUGGACAGGCAUCCUCAAAAAAUGGACAUUCAGCCAGGCAGCACAUUGUUGCUGACACUGAACUGUGAAAUGUGCCAGGGUGACUGCCUUAUGAUCAUGAUUUGAAGGGGGCUGGGGGAGAAGAGACAGGAGCAGGGGGUAAGGGAGAGAUUAUCCCUUGGAUGGUUGGGAAAAUUUAAUCCUUUUUUAGCUGAAGAACUCCAAAGUCCCACUCUAAAGCACACUAAACCCCAGAGCUAAGGUAGCACAGUGCUGUAGAGUGUUGACCUAUCCUAGCAAGGAGCCUCUAGGGGUUAAUACAGGGCUAGGGUUAUGGGCUAGGGUUCUUUGCUCUUCCUUUAGCAGAAGAGAAUGGGAUGUGAUCAGCAGUCAAAUCAUCCAAGCAAGAGAUGGGGAAGAUAUUUGGAAAUUCAGAGCUAUGUCCGCUUUGUAAGAAAUUGGCUUGAUACUGAUUUUACUUGGAAGGGAAGGGAGCAGGGAGGUGGUUUAAUCCUUCAUGAGUCUAUGGAGCAUUUUACUGCCUCUUGUUAGAGACACAUGCCAUUAACCUAGCUUCCAGGCCUCCCAGUGGAGAAUCAGGGGCUCUCUGCGUGAGAGAUACUUCCAAAAAGUGGGGAAAUGGCCUCCCUUUACCAUCCUCUGAACUACAAAAUUGAAUAUCCCAAAACUGCAGGUCCUACCCAUUUACCACUACUCUGGUUCUGUGCUCUCAUUGUUAUAUGUAAAAAAUAAGAAGUAUCUUAGAGCAACUGAAUUGCUUCUAAUGAGAUAUGGGCUUAAGCCAGAAAAUCCUGGAUCCGGAUUACAUACAACUCAAAUUCCAGCAGGGACUUGGACCCAUUACAAUAUAGGGAUCUGGAUUCUGACUACCAUCACCUCCAAAGUUGUAAUGUCUUUUGCUGUGAUAGUUUGGUUUAGCCUCAUCUUUGUAUUUAAGUGUAGCCUUUUCCUCUCUCAGCAACAUUAGUAAGUUAAUGCCCCUUCUUGUGCUUUAUAUCCUCUCAAUGUUUAAUGCUCUUGUGGAACUUGUAUGUAAAGCUUUCCAGGUGGAGUCUGGUAUUGAGAUGCGAAUAGACUUGGAGUUGAAUUACUGUCUCUCUCUUCCCCCCCACCAGUAUAUGUGUAGUUGUUUUGUAGUGAAUCCUCUGGUUUCUGGCUCCCAAAGACUGGAGGCACUAGUUAAAGGUGAAGGUAGGUGUGUGUGUGUGUGUGUGUGUGUGUGUGUGUGUGUACACAAGAGCAUAUGACACUGUUUUAGACAACUCACCCCACUUUGAGUGCUUGCAACAGUACUGUCAAGCCAUGUGGAAGGAGCUGGCAUUGUUACCCACCAUGAGGCCUUGGAAAUAUGUAGAUACCAAAGCAUUCCUAAAAGAAUCCAAAAAAUUGUCAUACAGGAAAGAAACCUCAGUCCUGCUAACAGAUGUUUGGCCUUCCCUAGUAAUAGGGUGUGUAUAUUGACUCUUAAAAACAAAGAAAAGGCCAAUCAGCAACACUGAAGUUUUUUGAGUUUGAGAUUGUUCUCUUGGAAAAAGUUGUUUAAGCCAAGCCCAUUCUGUGUGGGUCAGGAGUCACACAUCAUUCAUUAAAGGGUGAAGUCCAACAGACCUACUUAUGUCCAGAUUCACUUUGUAGGAUGGAGCAGUCUCCUUGAAUAUUUGCUGCCUGUAGCCUUUGUGAUUCCUGAUCUCCUGACUGGACAGGCCACAGUUUGGCUACCUGCAGGUGGAGGUCUCUAUCAGUGGGACCAGUAUUAUUAUAGCUGCUACAGCCCUGCCCUGGGCACAGCCUUUCGGGAUUGGAGAGCAGAUAUGUGUAAAGGGAAAAGAAAUUAAAUUGAGGAAAGGGGACUGGCUGGCUCAGUGGCUUUCAUCUCUAUGUCACGGAUUCCAAUGAAGACCAGGCUGGUGGUUGACCAAAGACAUUGCUGUAUGAUCCAUGUAUUGGUAGCUCAUGUACAAUGAGUAUGGGACACACUAUCACCACUGUCAUUAACAGACUCCAUUCUUGGCAGCUUCAGCAUUGGGGCUGAGGAUUAAUAGGCCUGGAAAACUGAUAUGACCUCUCGCUACUAAAGGUUAUUACCAUUUCUUGUCAAGACAGACUCAUAGGUGCCUGGGAUGUGGGGACAGGCUGCUUUGUGCCUGACUAAUACUAUGCUUAACGAAAAGGAUUUCAAUUUCUAUUUCAAGUUCUGUUAAUUAGGCCCUUUUCACUAGCACUAAAGUCAUGUAAAAAUACAAAAACUAUUGAUUUUAAGUUUUGUUUUUCUUUUUUACAAACAGAUCUGUAAAUACUGUCAGUAAAAAGAGACAAGAAUUGAA
This is a messenger RNA of Gopherus flavomarginatus (Mexican gopher tortoise), 3632 nucleotides long. It is a transcript of the gene CD34, whose product is annotated as CD34 molecule. The coding region runs from base 210 to 1376 and encodes 388 amino acids. The record is from RefSeq and is a predicted model, not a curated record. Gene Ontology annotation, cellular component: membrane. The transcript is spliced from 9 exons. Gene Ontology annotation, biological process: cell-matrix adhesion. Lineage: Eukaryota; Metazoa; Chordata; Testudines; Testudinidae.